AUGUCGACAGAUUACAAAUUCCAGGGCUGGCUCGGCCUCGACCCGGACUCAGUCAACGGCAAAAUGGUUUGGAAAGAAUAUGAGCCCAAGCCAUUUGAAGAGAACGACGUAGACAUCAAGAUCACUCAUUGUGGUGUGUGCGGUUCGGACAUCCACGUUCUGCGCUCGGGUUGGGGUCCGUCAGAUUAUCCGCUUUGCGUGGGCCACGAGAUCGUCGGUGAAGCUGUGCGCGUUGGUCCAAAAGUGAAGGACAUCAAGGUCGGCGACAGAGUCGGGGUGGGAGCACAAGCAGGAGCCUGUAUGAACCAGAAUGGCGACUGUGAAUUUUGCGCCGACGGCAUCGAAAACCACUGUCCCAAGGGGAUUCCGACAUACGGUAGCAGAUACCCUGAUGGAAGCAAAGCUUAUGGCGGCUAUGCCGACUACUGGCGUGGAAGUGCCAACUUUGUGUUCAAGAUCCCAGACGAGAUCCCGUCGGAUGAGGCGGCGCCCAUGCUAUGUGGUGGUAUCACCGCUUUCAGUCCCCUAAACCAGUAUGGCGCAGGUCCGGGGAAGAAAGUUGGGAUUAUCGGGAUUGGUGGCCUGGGGCACUUCGGAAUCAUGGGUGCCAAAGCCCUCGGCUGUGAGACGAUCGUGGCCAUCUCGCGGACCUCCGCCAAGAAGGAAGAUGCGUUGAAGAUGGGUGCCACUGACUUCAUCGCCACCGACGAGGACAAAGAUUGGGCCACGAAGCAUGCUGGUACUUUGGACUUGAUCGUGUCAACAGUUUCUUCUCCUAAGAUGCCGCUUCAGCAAUAUCUCCAGCUGUUGAGAUUCAAGGGCGCCCUCGUCCAAGUCGGUGCCCCUGAUGACAUCGUGCCUGGUUUCAACAUGGCUGCCCUCCUCUUGAAGCGGGCCAGCAUUACUGGCAGUUAUAUCGGCGCUCCGGGAGAGAUUAAGAAGAUGCUGGAGAUCUUCGCCAAAAAGGGUGUGCAUACGUGGACCAACAACGUUCCCAUGUCGGCAGCCAACAAGGCUAUCGUUGAUAUGGAGGCUGGCAAGGCCAGAUAUAGGUAUGUUCUCGUUAACGAGAAACACCUGAAAUAG
Messenger RNA from Capronia coronata CBS 617.96, 1086 nucleotides. RefSeq lists its product as uncharacterized. Gene Ontology annotation, biological process: alcohol metabolic process. Lineage: Eukaryota; Fungi; Ascomycota; Eurotiomycetes; Chaetothyriales; Herpotrichiellaceae. The transcript has 2 exons. Bases 1 to 1086 code for a protein of 361 amino acids. The record is from RefSeq and is a predicted model, not a curated record. Gene Ontology annotation, molecular function: alcohol dehydrogenase (NADP+) activity; zinc ion binding.